UUUCCCCUGUCUCCCCGGACUAAAUAUCAACUCCAUGUCAUCAAGAAUCUUGGUGGUGUCAUCCACGAACGGGCCUCAAGGAGCAAGUAGGAGGAAAAGGCAAGAACCAAUGAGCGAAAGGGUGAACUAAUGACUAAAUAGAUGAAUAUCAGUUCUUCACCUUAUAAAACAGGGGUCACAACCUCAAAGGUCACUGCUCAAGACAGUAACCUUUCCGCCCGCUGAGCCCGUCAAAACCACCCAACGGCCCGAAGACCACCAGUUGGAGUCCAGGACAGCGAGCAGAGCUUUCGUCCCCACUGAGCAGAGCUUCUGCGUGUCUCCGGUACCGCUGAAAGUCCCUCUAGCCAGCCGCACCCAUGCUUCUGGCGCGGAUGAACCCGCAGGUGCAGCCCAGCGGGGAGGACCCUGAACCCGAGCAGUCCUUGCCCGCUUGCCAAACCGCGGAUCUGCUGGUGGUGAAGGAACGCAACGGCGUCCAGUGCCUCCUGGCGCCCCGCAACAGCGAUGCGCAGCCCCGAGAGACCUGGGGCAAGAAGAUCGACUUCUUGCUGUCGGUGGUCGGCUUCGCGGUGGACCUGGCCAACGUGUGGCGCUUCCCCUACCUCUGCUACAAGAAUGGUGGCGGUGCCUUCCUGAUUCCAUACACCCUGUUCCUCAUCAUUGCUGGGAUGCCCCUGUUCUACAUGGAGCUGGCUCUCGGGCAGUACAACCGGGAAGGGGCGGCCACCGUCUGGAAGAUCUGUCCUUUCUUCAAAGGAGUCGGCUAUGCUGUGAUCCUCAUUGCCCUCUACGUUGGCUUCUACUACAAUGUCAUCAUCGCCUGGUCGCUCUACUACCUCUUCGCCUCCUUCACCUUCACCCUGCCUUGGACCAACUGUGGCCAUGCCUGGAACAGCCCCAACUGCACCGACCCCAAGCUCCUCAAUGGCUCCGUGCUGGGCAACCACACCAAGUACUCCAAGUACAAGUUCACGCCAGCAGCAGAGUUUUAUGAGCGUGGUGUCCUGCAUCUUCACGAGAGCAGCGGGAUUCACGACAUCGGCCUGCCCCAGUGGCAGCUCCUCCUCUGUCUGAUGUUUGUUGUCGUCAUCCUGUAUUUCAGCCUCUGGAAAGGUGUGAAGACAUCAGGAAAGGUGGUGUGGAUCACGGCCACCCUGCCGUACUUUGUGCUCUUCGUGCUCCUGGUCCAUGGCGUCACGCUGCCCGGCGCCUCCAACGGCAUCAACGCCUACCUGCACAUCGACUUCCACCGCCUAAAGGAGGCCACGGUGUGGAUUGAUGCUGCAACUCAGAUAUUCUUUUCCUUGGGGGCUGGAUUUGGAGUCUUGAUCGCAUUCGCCAGUUACAACAAGUUUGACAACAACUGUUACAGGGACGCCCUGCUGACCAGCACCAUCAACUGUGUCACCAGCUUUAUCUCUGGGUUUGCCAUCUUCUCCAUCCUCGGUUACAUGGCGCAUGAACACAAGGUCAACAUCGAGGAUGUUGCCACUGAAGGAGCUGGCCUCGUGUUCAUCCUGUAUCCAGAAGCCAUUUCCACCCUGUCGGGAUCGACAUUCUGGGCUAUCUUGUUUUUCAUCAUGCUCCUGGCCCUGGGCCUUGACAGCUCCAUGGGAGGCAUGGAGGCUGUCAUCACGGGCCUGGCCGACGACUUCCAGGUGCUCAAGCGACACCGGAAACUCUUCACGUUGGGCGUCACUGUGGGCACUUUCCUUCUGGCCCUGUUUUGCAUAACCAAGGGUGGAAUCUACGUGCUGACUCUCCUGGACACGUUUGCGGCCGGCACCUCCAUCCUCUUUGCUGUGCUGAUGGAAGCCAUCGGAGUGUCCUGGUUCUAUGGUGUGGACAGGUUUAGCAACGACAUCCAGCAGAUGAUGGGGUUCAAGCCCGGGCUGUAUUGGCGACUGUGCUGGAAGUUUGUGAGCCCUGCCUUCCUCCUGUUCGUGGUGGUGGUCAGCAUCAUCAACUUCAAGCCGCUCACCUACGACGACUACGUCUUCCCGCCCUGGGCCAACUGGGUGGGCUGGGGCAUCGCCCUGUCCUCCAUGGUCCUGGUCCCCGCCUACAUCAUCUACAAGUUCCUCAGCCUGCGGGGCUCCCUCUGGGAGAGAGUGGCCUACGGCGUCACACCGGAGAAUGAGCACCACCUGGUGGCGGAGAGGGACGUCAGGCAGUUCCAGCUGAAGCACUGGUUGGCCAUCUGAACCUGACCCCAAGGAGGAGGAACCCACCGUCCAGGCCAGAGGCAGCUGCUUCCCUCCUGCCCCGGACGCUGUCCUGUCGUUGCUCUCCUGGAGAUGCCCUUUCUGACCCCCAUAUUCUACUUCUCCCAGUUACAAAGAAUUGAGUGGCUCUGACUUUU
Molecule: messenger RNA, 2365 nt
Organism: Marmota monax (woodchuck)
Lineage: Eukaryota; Metazoa; Chordata; Mammalia; Rodentia; Sciuridae
Gene: Slc6a2
Product: solute carrier family 6 member 2
Exons: 15
Coding region: 360-2207 (615 amino acids)
Biological process (GO): sodium ion transmembrane transport; dopamine uptake involved in synaptic transmission
Cellular component (GO): neuronal cell body membrane; presynaptic membrane; plasma membrane
Molecular function (GO): neurotransmitter:sodium symporter activity; norepinephrine:sodium symporter activity; dopamine:sodium symporter activity
Source: RefSeq, a predicted model, not a curated record